AUGAUCCAUUCUGUCCUUAUUUUCAAUUACGACGGUGUUCCUCGUCUCAUAAAGUUCUAUACUGCGGUGGACGUCCAGACCCAGAGAACCUUACUUCUGCAAGUUCACCUGCUAAUAUCGAAGAGAACGUCUCAGGAAUGCUCAUUUAUUACACCUCCAAGACUUCUUGAGGGUUUGGAUGACAUCAAAGUCAUCUACAGACACUAUGCUACCUUGUACUUUGUGUUCAUUGUGGACGAUCAAGAAUCAGAGCUAGGCAUCCUCGAUUUAAUUCAGGUGUUUGUUGAAUGCUUAGAUAAAUGCUUUCCUAAUGUCUGUGAACUUGACUUGGUAUUUGGCUGGCAAGUUCUCCAGACCGUGCUUGAAGAGAUCGUUCAAGGAGGCAUGGUGAUAGAUACCAACAUUCUGCGAAUUGUUGCUGCUGUGGAUGAUGCCAACAGCCAAAAGGUUACAGGCGUGAAUGGAGGAAGCUCGGGACUGCGUUGGCUAUCCUUAGAGAACGGUUUUGGUUGGAGACGUGCUUAG
This is a messenger RNA of Candidozyma haemuli, 525 nucleotides long. It is a transcript of the gene APS3, whose product is annotated as Aps3p. Lineage: Eukaryota; Fungi; Ascomycota; Pichiomycetes; Serinales; Metschnikowiaceae. The record is from RefSeq and is a predicted model, not a curated record. Gene Ontology annotation, biological process: intracellular protein transport; vesicle-mediated transport. The transcript has 2 exons. Gene Ontology annotation, cellular component: membrane coat; intracellular membrane-bounded organelle. The coding region runs from base 1 to 525 and encodes 174 amino acids.